AUGGCCGCGGCAGGCGCGAGGGCGCAAAAGCCUGUCGGCUCGGCACCAUGGAUUGCAGCAGAGAAGGAAAACAUGGCCGACCUAGUGGAACAAGAAAUGGAAGAGGUGGAAUACCCCGUUCGUCAUGAAAUGGCAUGGUUGAACGAACAUAUGACGGAGAUUUUGUCCACAGGCCAGACAAACUUUGCGGAUGUGUUCAAGACACCCGGAAAAAUGAGAGGCAAGACACCUCGAACUGCCAGGAAGCGUGCACCCGAAGAAUCUCGAGUGCCUUUAAGCGAAAUCUUCUCAUCUGCCCAGAAACAGUUAGAGAACCAUGCAAGCCCCAGCCCGUUCAUUCACCGCGUGGUUUCCAAGACCGCUCCUGUGGCAGCGUCCCCCGUGCCCCGCACCAAGGACGCGACGCAGCAAGCCUCACAACCUGAAUACCCUGACCUCACAGCGAACCUGAACUCAUUCCCCAAAUACAACACAGACUCGGGCUACCAUGGCAUGUCCGAUGCUGACGAAGUGGUAUUACCUGACGUGCAAUCAGAAUCACAGGCUUCAACCCAGCCUGCUACCCAGCCUUUAGAGCAAGAUGAAGAGAUGGACAUGGACACGCAAGACAUCGACACUUCCGCUGUUCAACAAACAAACGAAGAGUCUUUCCAUUCCGCGCAAGAGGACGUUCGUUCUCGAGGAGGAACCGUCGAACCAAACAACAAGGAUCCGACCCCGACCCCGACCCCGACCCAGGAGCGGACCAAAGCGCCAACCGCAGCGUCAGCCAAAGAAAGUAGCGCUGAACUGGGCUCAACUCCAGUCAAGAAGACCAAGUCGAAACCCAAAAUGAAGACGGUGGAAAAGCAACAAAAGAAGGAACCUGAGUCCAAGGAUUCCCCUGAACCCAUCUCGAGGCCCGAAACAUCGCCGGAGAAGAUGCCAGCGCCUCCCGUGGCUGCGCCUGUGGAGGUUCAGAAGGAUCGGCCGGAAGACGAGGUAAUGGAAGAUGCAACAGAAGAUCCCAUGAAGGACGACACUGUUCUCGAUAAUCUCGAUGAUAUCGGUUCUCCCUCGGACGGCUCUACUCCUGAGCGGCUCCCUGUUCGGAAAAGUAGCCUGAGCUUUGCAUCUCUACCUGCGCGCGAGCCAUUGAAGAGCUUGGGGGGCUCGAGACUUUCUCGGACAAGCCACAUCGACAUCUCGAAAAUGAACAACCCCCGUGCCAGUCACUUUGGUAGGCAGACCGGUGGCCACAAAAUGACCCAAUCUGCCGCGGAAGAAGACACUAGCCCCGGUGCUAUGGAUAUCGAUCACGAGAAGGAGCGUAGUGAUGAGGCGGAACCUGAACAGGCUACCAGAACGCACAGCAAAAAGUCCACUCAAACUUUGCACGAAAGAAUCAGCAUGUUGGGCAAAUUACAGCCUGUUUCUCGUCCACGGAAAUCGAUUCCGUCCUCUACUGGUGUUCCAGCUGGCCAGGUUGCAUAUCCAGACCUUGCUCCCUCCAAACCCGAGACCAAACCCGAGCCUUCUGGCCACAAGACCCAAGAAACACCUGUUUUGGAGCCUACUCCAGCUGAUGAUGACUGGAUCAAGCCCCUUAGCUCUCCUCAGCGACCCGAAUUUAGCAAGAGCAAGACGACCGGCAUCAUGGAGAAGCUUUCUGAGCUUGAGAAGGAGCGGGCAGCAGAGAAGAAGGACAUGCCGAAAACAGAGCCCGAGCGUCCAAAGUCAUCUGCCUCCAUUUUCUCCUCUCCACGGCCACACGGACACCAACAGAGCGCUUCCCUGUCUCGGAUACCCGCCGAUAUAUCUACGACACCCACAGGGUCUCCCAGGCGCUUCGACGGUCAUAUCAGUGCUUCUAAGCUCCGGCUGCACUCGAUUAUGAAAUCCGCUAAGGGGCUGUUCUCAAGCACUGGAAACACACCAAAGUUAGAACCCUAUUCACCGGAGCAGCCGCGCCCUCAAACGAGUGCUGGUGUUUUCAACCGAAAGAUUGACUUCGAGGCCCAACCAGUGCAGCCCCCUAGUCCCACGCGUCAGGAAGGGCGUCGCACGCGAAGCUCGACUGAGAAAGAACAAAAGCGGCGACAGCAUGAACGAGAGGAGCAGGAAAGAGAGGAACAAGAAGAGGAGGCGCGUGCUGAGAAGGCCAGGGAGCAAGAAAAGCAAAAGGCCCUCCAGCUCAAAGCUGCUCACAACAAAUCCUCAGUCGAACCAGAGGAGAGAUCAGGGCCCGUGGUGUCUAAGAACCCUCAACCACAGCGCCAGCAAUCCCGCGAGCCUGAGUCAUCUCGAGAGACGAGUUCAAGAUUUGCCAUUCCUCAGCCCAAGCAAACCGAGCGCCGACCCCUCAAGCCAACCCGGGAGACCUUGCAAAAGCCAACACCGCAGCCAAUGUCAAUUCGUGUGGGUAGUACCUUGUCUCGUCAGAUUGCUAUGCCUGCAUCCUCUGUCGCUCAAGAGUCAAGUAUUCCCGCAGCUGCUCCUGCUCCUGCUCCUGCGCCCAAGCCAACUCUGAAAAAGAAGGGUAGCAACACUUCCUUGCACACAUCCUCUUCCGCGGGUAGCUUCAAGAGCUCUAUCUCAAGUCAAACCCAAGCGGCCCAGCGGAAAGCGCAGGUGGCUAGCAAGAAAGAGCAGGAAGAUCGUCGGAAGGAGGAGCAAAGGCGUGAGCUUGAACGCAAACGUGCUGCUCAGCAAGAAGAGGCACGCCGCCAAGAAGAAGCUCGUCGACAGGGGAUGAGGAGCCGUGCCGAGAGCCGUGCGGAGGCUGACCGAGAGCGCCGUGAACGCUCCGCUCAGGAAGAUCCUAAGAGAGCUGCUCAAAUGGAAGCGAUUAGGAGGCGCCAGCAAGAAAAUGCACGGGGUCAUGGAAGGCAAGGUAGUCAGCAGAUCGCCAACGAGGGGCCCAUUCUUCAACAUGAGAAGCCAUCUCAGUCAUCUCAGCGUAGUGAUCUGGGUUCUUCUCGUCCCCCUUCUCGGCUGGGUGGCUCUAUGCAGCCACAUGCUCGCAUCAAUCCCCCUGCGCCCAACCCUGCCAAGCCGCCCAAGAGGGUCAUGAACGAUGACAGUAGCCAUCGACCCGCAGUCUCUAAGCCCAGCAAUGUCCAAUCGACUGGCGAUGCCAAGCGGCGCAAAACGGAAGAUGAGCAUAAUCCUAUGCAACCCGUCCGCACGAUCAUGCCGGGACCCCCUAUGCCUGGACAACCUAUGCGUCAAUCAUAUAUCAGAAAGCCAUCUAUCUCUACAUUCAAUCAUGGACAGUCCUCCAUGGCCCACCAGUCUGGGUCUUCCAUCUUCAAGAACAGUGCCCCACAGCGCCCAGCCCACCCCGGUGAGAUGGGCAAGUUCGCGACAGGCAAGAUUCCCUUUGCUGAAUCCAACCCUGCACCUCCGCCGGCCGCACAAAGGGCUCCCAACUCUGCCCAGCGCCCGGCAGCCAAGCCAUCUCCCAAGUACCCCAGUGGUGAGAAUGUCCACCUGCCGGAGAUCAACACCGACAGUGAAGACGAUGAUGAUUCCGACUCUGAGAUGUUCCCUGUGCCCAAGUGGGCUCAACCUAAGGAGCUGGAGGGUCUUCUCCGGCAGCAAGAUGGUAUGGAGGUUGACUCGAUCUUUGGCCCGAUCGCACCCUUCUCUCUCGAGGACACCUUCAAGGCAGACAAGAAGAUCAAGAAGUACCGGGAUCGUACUAGCAGUGCUAAUUGGUCUGGUCCCGAUGGACUUACCCAGGAGGAGAUCCGAAAGGAUGUGGCGGAUCGACAACGGUUGCGACUCAAUGGUGGAUGGAGUUUCAAUUCGUGA
Molecule: messenger RNA, 3795 nt
Organism: Penicillium brevicompactum
Lineage: Eukaryota; Fungi; Ascomycota; Eurotiomycetes; Eurotiales; Aspergillaceae
Exons: 5
Coding region: 1-3795 (1264 amino acids)
Source: RefSeq, a predicted model, not a curated record